UCUAGAAUUACAGAACUAGAACUAAAGAACAUGAAGAUGAUGGACUCCAUUGUUGGGAGAAACUGGACACUGACCUUCCUGGCCGGGACUCUGCUCUGGACCACCUGCUGCCUAGCUGCUCCCAUGCACUGUCACUUCAACUCUAAAGCCCUGUGUGUGUACGAGGGGAGACACUACUCCAUGGGGGAGUCCUGGAUGGAGGACGGCUGUCUGCAGUGUACCUGUCUGCACCCCAUGGGCGUCGGCUGCUGUGAGACGGUGCAUCGCCCGGUAGACUUCCCAGCUUGGUGCGAGGCUCGGGUGGACGUUUUAACCUGUAAAGUGACCCUGGUGCAGAGCGCUGACCCUCGCCUGCCCUGCCUCCCUGGGAAUGGACACAACCUGGGCCCCAGCCACAGCUCACGGGACAACAACUACCUGCAGAUGGUGGAGUAGACCGGGACCCCGGUCGGACAGUGGAGGGACGGCCUCAUUGGAAUGAAUGUCGCCAUUACAAUGAGCCUGUCCUCCGAUUUAAAGUGGCACCAGCCUCCACUGAAGUCGCAAGAUCAACUCCCUCCACCACCGACCAUGUCAGUGUAAUCUAACGGUCCAUUCUCACUUCAGUUGCAGAUCAGUGAUCAGUUGACAUUUAAACCGCAUGAAUAUUACAAUACCAUAAGCAGUAAAUGAUACUCAGUUGGAAAGCAGAGGUGAGCCCACAUAAUGGAAUCCCUCAUUUACCACCCUGUAAUGCACUACUGUAAAGCUUUUAUAGUAAUAUAUAACAAUUGUUGU
This is a messenger RNA of Salvelinus fontinalis (brook trout), 777 nucleotides long. RefSeq names its product prostate-associated microseminoprotein-like. The transcript has 3 exons. The record is from RefSeq and is a predicted model, not a curated record. Bases 31 to 435 code for a protein of 134 amino acids. Lineage: Eukaryota; Metazoa; Chordata; Actinopteri; Salmoniformes; Salmonidae.